AUAAUCUGUUAGUCAUAUACUGUCAAUGUCAUAUUCACAUGUUUAUUACUGCCGCGUGUUUUAUAGUUUUAUUUGUGAAAAAUUAAUGAAAUAGGUACUUAUUACAUAUUAAAAAUACAAUGAAAGUGUUAUCAGAAGAAAGAACAAGGAUAUUGUUCGAAAAACUAACAAAAUACAUCGGUGUUAAUGUAAAACUCUUAAUAGACAGACCUGAUGGUACAUAUUGUUUUAGAGAGAAAAAAGACCGCGUUUAUUACAUAUCGGAACGUCUAUUACAACUAGCGCAAACUGUCAAACCGGACCAUUUAAUAUCAGCAGGAACAUGUUUUGGAAAAUUCACAAAGACAAAUAAAUUCAGAUUGCACAUAACCGCCCUGAAUUAUAUAGCUCCUUAUGCGUCGUACAAGAUUUGGGUCAAACCAUCAGCAGAACAGCAAUUCUUGUAUGGCCAUCAUGUAAUAAAAAGUGGGUUAGGACGAAUUACAGAAAAUACCCCCAAACACCAGGGUGUAGUUAUAUACACUAUGUCAGACAUACCUAUUGGAUUUGGAGUUGCAGCUCGAAACACAAUGGAGUGCAGACAUGCAGAUCCAUUAGCGACAAUUGCUUUCCACCAAGCAGACAUUGGUGAAUAUAUACGCUCGGAAGAAACACUCACAUAAUAAAUAACUUUUUAAUA
Galleria mellonella (greater wax moth) is the source of this 679-nucleotide messenger RNA. RefSeq names its product 60S ribosome subunit biogenesis protein NIP7 homolog. Bases 120 to 662 code for a protein of 180 amino acids. The record is from RefSeq and is a predicted model, not a curated record. Gene Ontology annotation, molecular function: RNA binding. Lineage: Eukaryota; Metazoa; Arthropoda; Insecta; Lepidoptera; Pyralidae. Gene Ontology annotation, cellular component: nucleus; nucleolus; preribosome, large subunit precursor. Gene Ontology annotation, biological process: ribosome assembly; ribosomal large subunit biogenesis. The transcript is spliced from 3 exons.